AUAAUUCCUACACACUCACAUCCUGGUGGAAUCACUGUAGCAAUCAGGAUUAUCCCAUUGAUUGCUGACUUACAAGCCAUCCGGAAGGUAGCUGGCUUUCUAUCCCAUGCUGCAGGUUUAUUCUGCUCUUUUUGUAACUGUCAUAGAGAUGAUAUAGAAGACCUUGACUAUAACUCCUGGCAAAUGCGUGAUGGGGCAACUGUCCAUGCUCAAGCAGCUGAAUGGAAAAAUCUUGUUACUGUUACAGCCAAAGAAACACUUGCAAGACAAACUGGGGUUCGGUGGACUCCUAUGCAUGAUUUUUCAUACUGGAACCCUACU
This is a messenger RNA of Lentinula edodes (shiitake mushroom), 321 nucleotides long. RefSeq lists its product as uncharacterized. The record is from RefSeq and is a predicted model, not a curated record. The annotation marks the transcript as partial. NCBI's taxonomy places the organism in Eukaryota, Fungi, Basidiomycota, Agaricomycetes, Agaricales, Omphalotaceae. The transcript has a single exon.